Nyctereutes procyonoides (raccoon dog) is the source of this 1133-nucleotide messenger RNA. RefSeq names its product neuronal differentiation 1 (gene NEUROD1). Gene Ontology annotation, molecular function: protein dimerization activity. Gene Ontology annotation, biological process: regulation of DNA-templated transcription; nervous system development. NCBI's taxonomy places the organism in Eukaryota, Metazoa, Chordata, Mammalia, Carnivora, Canidae. Bases 1 to 1071 code for a protein of 356 amino acids. The transcript has a single exon. The record is from RefSeq and is a predicted model, not a curated record.
AUGACCAAAUCGUACAGCGAGAGCGGGCUGAUGGGCGAGCCUCAGCCCCAGGGUCCUCCCAGCUGGACGGACGAAUGUCUCAGUUCUCAGGACGAGGAGCACGAGGCAGACAAGAAGGAGGACGACCUGGAAGCCAUGAACGCCGAGGAGGACUCGCUGAGGAACGGCGGCGAGGAGGAGGACGAGGACGAGGACCUCGAGGAGGAGGAGGAAGAGGAGGAGGAGGACGACGACCAGAAGCCCAAGAGACGCGGCCCCAAAAAGAAGAAGAUGACCAAGGCGCGCCUGGAGCGCUUCAAGCUGCGGCGCAUGAAGGCCAACGCCCGGGAGCGCAACCGCAUGCACGGGCUCAACGCCGCCCUGGACAACCUGCGCAAGGUGGUGCCCUGCUACUCCAAGACGCAGAAGCUGUCCAAGAUCGAGACGCUGCGCCUGGCCAAGAACUACAUCUGGGCUCUGUCGGAGAUCCUGCGCUCGGGCAAGAGCCCGGACCUGGUCUCCUUCGUCCAGACUCUGUGCAAGGGCCUGUCGCAGCCCACCACCAACCUGGUCGCCGGCUGCCUGCAGCUCAACCCUCGGACCUUCCUGCCCGAGCAGAGCCAGGACGUGCCCCCGCACCUGCCGGCGGCCAGCGCCCCGUUCCCGGGGCACCCGUACCCCUACCAGUCCCCGGGGCUGCCCAGCCCGCCCUACGGCACCAUGGACAGCUCCCACGUCUUCCACGGGAAGCCGCCGCCGCACGCCUACAGCGCGGCGCUGGAGCCCUUCUUCGAGAGCCCCCUGACCGACUGCGCCAGCCCCGCCUUCGACGGGCCGCUCAGCCCGCCGCUCAGCAUCAACGGCAACUUCUCUUUCAAACACGAACCGUCCGCCGAGUUCGAGAAGAGCUACGCCUUCACCAUGCACUACCCCGCAGCGGCCUUGGCUGGGCCCCAGAGCCACGCCUCGAUCUUCUCGGGCGCCGCCGGCCCGCGCUGCGAGAUCCCCAUAGACAGCAUCGUGCCCUUCGAGAGCCAUUCGCAUCACGAGCGAGUCAUGAGCGCCCAGCUCAACGCCAUCUUCCACGACUAGGGGGGCACGUCGGCUCCAGCAUCCCGCCCCCAGCCCCGGGAGGGGCGCCCACGUGCCCACUG